Messenger RNA from Bursaphelenchus okinawaensis, 1504 nucleotides. The record is from the annotation of a GenBank genome assembly. Lineage: Eukaryota; Metazoa; Nematoda; Chromadorea; Rhabditida; Aphelenchoididae.
AUGAAUACAGCAACAACCUUGUUUGGUGUUAUUUGCGGUAAGAAAUAUUAUUGUAACAAGAAAAAAAUGUAUUUUACUUUGAAAAUCUGUAAAAAUUACUAUUUUUUCAAUCAAUUUCAGUUGAAGCUUACUACAAAUUUUAAAAAAAAUUAUUCUAUAAUAUUUUGCUCUUUUCUAACCUACCCUAACUUUUUUAAAAUAAUAAUUAGUAUUUUUUUCAAAAACUAAUUUUUACCAUUCUAGCUUCCCUCCUAAUCUCCCAAGCCUUCGCCGUUGGUGGAGUAGCUGAACUAAAGUCAUUAACCGGAGACGCUCCUUACCUUGGUUUUGGCAAUCAAGAGCAAGCUCCAGAAUACUUUGGUGACGCCUUGGCUAGACAGUAUUACCAGAAUCCGGCUUAUGGAUAUGCUCCACGGUCACCAUACUCGGCUUACAACUACCGUGCCGCUUUUACUCCUUACCGUCCCCCUAUGUAUGGUGGAGUGUAUCCUGGAGGUAAGUCAUAGUCGUUUUGUUAUACAGUACUUAUACUGUACUUGUAAUUUAAAACUUAAUAAAUAUUUUUGUUUUUUUUCUUUUUUAGGCAUUGUAUAGGAUUAAAAAUGGCAAAAAAAAGCAUUGUUAAUGUCUGUAAUAAGGUAUUAGGGUGUGUAAUUAAUUAUGAGUCUCUUAACACUAGUAAUAUGACUUGCGAUUGAGCGCAGAAUCAUCUGAACAGCCUAAUAUUUGACUUCAAAGUUGAUGUUUUUAAAAUUUCUUAUUUUAUAUUAUGUAUACUUGAUGUUUUGGCCUAUACUACUGAUUUUUAACUAUAAUAUGUAGCUAAAAUAGGCCUAAAAGGUUGUCUACUAGAUCAAACAGACCAAGCCGAAUCAAUGCGAAUUUAAAAAAAACCGGGCAGGGCCAAACAAUUGGGCCUGGUUUCUUUACAAGUCUAAGCUACAGCCUUAGUUUAGUGUUUGUCUAUGCCUUUUAGGUGUUUUGUGUACUAACAAGAAUAUUAUUAUAGGUAUCUUUGGAUAAAAUGACUCUAACUAUGUGUACCUUUUGUUAACUGACUAUAGUGAUGCUACGGAAGACCACAUUACCAAGCAUUUACUUUAUCAUAUCAUAGCAAUACUAACAAACGCAAUAUAUUAUGUGCAAUUAUAUUUUUGUUGUUUAUAAAGUUUUAUGUUUAGCACUAAUAAAUCUUAAACAUACUAGUAGAGUUUUCUAAUACUAGACUUACUGUAACAGUUCAAAAAUAAUGUUUAAAAAUUUUUACUGUACUUACCUUAAUCCUAAUAAACAUAUUAUAUAAUACCAAAGCCCUGAAAUAAAAUUUUAAGGUCAAUACGCUGGUCAACAACCAUAUGCCGGUCAAUACCAAGGAGCCAGCAACUAUGUGCCACCAGCUGAGACAGUCGUAGUUGAGCAACCAGAACCAGCUCCUUCUCUACCUUCUAAUGGCGGUAAUGGCUUCUAUCAAGGCAGAGGCAAUGAAUGGGUCAAUCAGAAAUAA